AUGGCUCUUGCUAAACUCUUGCACAAAACCAGACAGGGGCAGAAAAUCAAGACACUGCUAGAUCUGGUUCCUGACUUCCCAGAUAUGAAAAUUGUAUACUCUUACCUCCUGAAAUGUCACGCAUUAGACAACGACGUUGUUUCUGCAAAAACUCUGUUUGAGAAAAUGAAGUCUGAGAAUAUUCACACAGAUGAGAUAUUUCUAAAACGUUUGGCAGUUCUGCUGAAGAAUGCAGGAGAGCCUGUCCCAUUCACUGAACCCCCUGAGUCCUUCCAUUUCUACGUGAAUAAAUUGACACAAGAAAGGCAAGAAAUCUCCUCACAUGCUGAAUAAAUAUUUUCAUGCUUUGGUUGUUUGUGACUAUGAAAGAUGUUGAAUGUACUUAAUAUUGUUAGAAAAAAUAAAACAAUUGAAUAUGUAAUUAUUUCAUGUAAUAUAAUUUACUCAAACAUAGUUUGUGUUUAAAUCUGGCCUUCAGUGACUAAACUGUAACUGAGACAUGCAUUUAUUAGUGGAAAUACUGUUGACGCCUGUAGAGCUGCUGACUCAACAGUAGAACAGUCACUUAUCGCUGUCAUUUUUUUUUGUUUUACCUGAUGAAAGCUGACUGCACUCUGGCUCCUGGGUCCACUGAAGCUUACUGUAAAUACCCUAUAUGUAACUCACGUUUCAGUAUGGCUCUGAUCCAAAGCCCAGGGAAAUCAGUGAGCCUUUCCAUUGACUUCAGUGAGCUUUGGAUCAGGCUGAAAAACAGCAAAUUCCAUGGCUCUUAAGAACUACCAGCUAGUAGUUGGGACUGCAUUUGAAAGAAAUUGUCAUUCUGAUGUCCACUGCAGUGUGAAGUUGUACAUCAAAGUUCACACAUAUAUUCUUGUUAGUAAAUAUACACUCUAUACAUUUGUGGAAAGGUAGAAGCUGCUUGGUAAUACUUACCUAUAACUGCUCUAUCUUGCCUUUUCCUUCCUUUGCUGGGUCUCUGGACAAUGUUCUGUGAAUUGUUUGUUUAUUUUUGUUUUUUUAAGUCCACUUUAUUUUCAGUUAAUUUGUACGUACUGUGUAGAUCAAAUAAAACUGCACACAUUUCA
Molecule: messenger RNA, 1085 nt
Organism: Chelonoidis abingdonii (Abingdon island giant tortoise)
Lineage: Eukaryota; Metazoa; Chordata; Testudines; Testudinidae
Source: RefSeq, a predicted model, not a curated record